AAGCUUUAGCUUAAAUGUUAAUAAAUAGUUCAAGUUUAUCUAAAGGCAAUUAACUGGGGAAUGUAAGAACAGAUAGACGAAUAUAAAAACUUGACUCCAGGCCUAAAUGUCUGUAGACCAUGUUAAAACUCCUCUUUGGACUAUCACUGCUCUAUGAGCUGCAUGGAAACUCCUUGGCUUUUCGGCUGGGUAAAAUCUUUGGAGGAAAUACAACGCAAGUAAAAAAUUACUCCUUCCUGGUUAAUCUUCGACGUGGAGGUAAUUUCCGAUGCGGUGGUGUUAUAAUCUCGCCAAGCUGUGUUCUCACAGCGGCUCACUGUUUGGAAGGACGGCAUCAACACCUCCAGGAUUUAACUGUUCAUGCCCAACAACAGUGUUUGGGGGAUGAGACGCCGCCGGAGCAUGUGCGUUCGGCCUGGUAUGUCGGCAUAUCAACACAUUACUGUCGUCAGCGGGGUCUGGACUCCGAUCUGGCUGUGAUCCGAUUGAAACGCGCAUUUGACAUCUCCGGUAAUGCUAGUUUUGUCAAGAUAGACUUUAAUGAUCUGCCACGUCGGGCCAAUCUCACGGUGAUGGGCUGGGGAGCGAUUAACGAGCAAGGUCACAACUGGAAUCAAUGUCUGCAAGAAGCCAAAGUUCAGCUCAUCUCGCAGAAACAUUGCAUGAAAAUAAUGAAUUCAGGCCAGCAACAAGUUACGAAUAACAUGUUUUGUGCUCUGGGGGAAAAUUCUAAGGAUGCUUGCCAAGGCGACUCCGGAGGUCCCAUAAUGCACGACGACCGAUCUGUGGGCAUAGUAUCCUGGGGCUAUGGGUGUGGCAGUGGUUAUCCAGGGGUAUACACCCGCCUCAGCAGUCCAUCGAUUACGUACUGGUUGAAGAGCUUCAUUGAGCGGCAUUGCUGAUAAUCUAUCACUAAUUUUGUAAAACCUUUAACCCAAUAAAAAUGGCUUAUAAUGCAGUUGCACUGUGA
Drosophila eugracilis is the source of this 970-nucleotide messenger RNA. Its product is annotated as trypsin alpha. Gene Ontology annotation, biological process: proteolysis. NCBI's taxonomy places the organism in Eukaryota, Metazoa, Arthropoda, Insecta, Diptera, Drosophilidae. The coding region runs from base 120 to 902 and encodes 260 amino acids. The transcript has a single exon. The record is from RefSeq and is a predicted model, not a curated record. Gene Ontology annotation, molecular function: serine-type endopeptidase activity.